This is a messenger RNA of Ambispora gerdemannii, 309 nucleotides long. The record is from the annotation of a GenBank genome assembly. NCBI's taxonomy places the organism in Eukaryota, Fungi, Glomeromycota, Glomeromycetes, Archaeosporales, Ambisporaceae.
AUGAUUGCACAUAUUGCUGGAAUACAUAUGCAUAAAUCACACUGGCAAGAUCCUGAAAAAUUUAUCCCGGAACGUUUUUUGAAGGGAAAAGAUGCUAUUGAAAAGAAUAGCUUUAUACCAUUCGGUGGUGGCGUAAGGUUGUGUCCGGGAAGAUUUGUGGCUAUGGCUGCACUUAAAGUGUUGACGGUGUCGUUGUUUGGAAAGUAUGAAGUUGAAUUAGUGCAUCCAAAUCAACCAGUAAAAACUAUUUUUAAAGUUGGUAAUGCCGUCAAGGAAAUGAAAGUUUAUCUUACACCUAAAGUAACAUCU